This is a messenger RNA of Gryllus bimaculatus (two-spotted cricket), 822 nucleotides long. NCBI's taxonomy places the organism in Eukaryota, Metazoa, Arthropoda, Insecta, Orthoptera, Gryllidae. The record is from the annotation of a GenBank genome assembly.
AUGGCCGCGGAACCGAGCAGUUCGUCCGUGCUCCCAAGGCGCACAAAGCAUCGCGACCACCCGGGAUUCGAAGAGCUACCUCCCGGCGUGCAGGAAUUUUUCAAGGAGAGACUGGAAUUAGAGUACGAAAUUAGUGUGUUUCGAGAACAGAGAAUAUUCGGUCCUUCAAGUGAGUGGGUCGGAGAGCAUCCCAUCUUCGGCAGUGAUGUGUUCAUUCGUCACAUUCCGCCAGAUUUGUACGAGGAUGAGUUGGUUCCGUUCCUAGAAUCGGCGGGAAAUGUCUUCCAGGUGCGAUUGUUGCUGAAAAAUUCCGGCCAAGCGCGAGGAUUUGCGUAUGUUACGUAUUCAAACCCUGACGUCGCCAUCAAUGCAAUUCGGAUUCUAAACAAAGUACCCAUUCGCCCUCACAAAUACUUACACUUAACGAAAUCUCGCGACUCUCAUGCUCUGAUUGUUUCGAGAAUUCCAAAAGAUAAAUGUAAGAGUGAAGUGUUCGAAAGUUUUUCUAAAUGGAUGUCUGGGGUUCACGAUAUCACUAUGAGCAAUUCCACAAUGGAACCGGGAAAGAAUGCCGGUUUUGUAUUUGUACAAUUUAAGAGCCACAGAUAUGCCGCAAUUGCAAGAGAAUUUAUUCAGAAUGAAGCCACGUUUUGGGGGAUGCGCCUUGCUGCACAGUGGGCUGUGCCAGAACGCGAAGCAUGCCCGAAGGAAAACGAGAACUCAAGAAUUCGUUGUAAUUACCCUAUUUUGUCCAAUGUUAUUUAUGGCAAUAAUGGAGGGAUUUCGAAAAACGUCUUAUCUACCAUUUUCGAAUGGCCAUAA